CAGGUCAUGCGCAUCGAUCCCUUCUUGGUCGCUGCGGGAGGGGGCUCCUCCGCUCUCGAACUCUUCGGCGAUGUGGGAACCACAGGCUACAAGUGGCUGCAUGGGGUAAUGAGCCAAACGAGCUCCAUUUAUGCCGUGCCAGCGGGUGCAUCAACAGUGCUUGUCAUAGACACAGCAUCGCUCAAUGUUUCGGAGUUAGCUAUCGGAGCAACUCUACCCGCAUCUUUCGAGAACUUUGUACAUAGUGUCCUUUCGCCUCAAGGCGACAUUUUUGGCAUUCCUGCUGACUCGACUUUUGUGCUUUGGAUUCGGCCUUCAACCCAGGUCUUGAAAUCCAUCUUCUGGAUACGCCGAGUCCACGUUCUCCGAGCUGCUGCCUCUCAGGUACUUUGGCGUCUCGUCACAGGGCGAAACAACGAGAUCUCCGAUCUUGGCGGGAAGAACAUCAUUGUGAUUCUUCGAAUCGACCCAGCCACUGAUCCGCCGACGCUGGAUGAGACUCUGGGAGACGGACUAUUUGAUGCCACCACGCAGAAAUGGUCAGCUGCGAUCCUCGGUCCAGAUGGGCGCAUCUUCGGUGUACCACACGGAGCAUCACAGGUGCUAUUGAUUGAUCCUGCAUUGAGCAGUGUCUUCCUGGUCGGACCUGUGUGGGGCGGCGGCCUUUACAAAUGGCAAGGUGGCAUCCUGGCGAUUGAUCACUCGAUCUAUAUGAUGCCGUAUGACAACGAGCGCGUCUUGCGGGUCAUCCCCAAUAGCACCGGAGCGGAUGUGGUCGAGGAGGUUCUUGAUGGCUUCACCCUACCUGGAGAGCAGAAGUACAGCGGUGUGGCCAUGGUUCCCAGCGGUGCCCUUUUCGCCUUCCCAGCCUAUGCUGCAGAGGUCUUGUCGAUGGUGCCUGCUGUGGAUCUUUGCUUAGCAGGACCUCAGUUCCAGGAGUCCGUGUGCACUCUGGGUCAGAGCUGUACGGUGGAGCUGACUCCAACCCCAGAUUGGCCCACCAAUUUGUCCAAUGGCAUUCUUUGGGUGUCUCCAGCAGGCAGCCUUUGUCAAGAGCAGCUGAAUCUGGAGGUGAUUGGAUUCACCAAUCCGCAGACAGAACCCACUCAAACAGGUCAGGGCGAGCAAGUGACGCAUUCCUUCGGGACUGGUCUCUCCGGGAAUGUCUCCACUCAGAGCUUGUUGUGCUGGAAGUUCCACGCGAGCUCGCUGGACAUCAUUGAGCUUGGGCAGUUUCAGCUUCUUGGUCCCUACCAAAACCAUCAGGUGAUUUGCAAUCUUGGAGAGCCAUGCCUUGUGAUCUUGAAUGGCGUUGGCUUGGACAAUUCAAGUUGGGUGCUAGCCGCUGCUGCCAAUGGGUCCUGCAACGUGUCGAACGAGACGCUCGCGGACUUCCAGGGUUUUGCCAAUCCCGUGAAGUAUGAUGGCUCUCCAGGGGAAAGUGCAUCUUUUGGGCUGGGCGAAGCCAUAAAUGGCACUGCCGGGAGCUAUGAAAUUUGCUGGAGCUCAAGCACUUUGACUUCACCAAGCUUGGACUUAUUUGUGACACACGUCGGCUCUUUGGUGGUCAAUGGGCCCUUUUUGGCCACAUCCAUUGACCUCAGUUGCUGGGUGCAGUUCGAAUGCUCUUUGGUGGUCGCUGGAGUGGGCCUUUCGGCCCAGAAUCAGCUGACCAUUGGGCAGCUCGACUGCAACAGCACCAUGCAGUUGGCCAUGAUCGACGGGUUCUCCAAUCCAGUCACUUCCACCAAUGGCACAACAUAUGUCAUCGGAGCUGCUUUGGCUGCCUACCGCGACCGCUUGGUCCUUUGUUGGCAUGCAACAUCAACAGCAACUGGCAUCCCUCUUGGAACGCUGAUGGUUUAUGGUCCUGUCAAUGGUGGGCUGCACAUCACCUGCCGUUUGAAUGACACGUGCAGCAUAUCGCUGGCCAAUGAGACCAUCAUUGGGUACAUUGAUGACGGCUUCAGCUUGCAAAAUCGCCUGCAGCUGGAGAAGCAGGACUCAUGCACUGGCAUUCCGGCCUCGCUCUGGGGCAACUUGAGCCAACCUGUGGUGCCAAGCGCCACUCUUGUGGCCAACUUUUCAUCGCUUUUCUUCGACUUGUUCGCACCCACGGCCAACAACGUGACAGCGGCGGAUGAGGUGUUAGGCGCGUACUCUUUGUGCUUGUCAUUGGGAGAUGGACCCUUUGCCAUGAAGCUAGGCCUUCUCCUCAUUGAAGACGUGUUCUGUGCAGCACCUGAAGGCAUUGUGCAGGCGCUGGAGCCUGCUUGCUUGUCUUCAACCACCGGCCUGUCUGCCUCAAGCCUCCGACACGGUGAGAGUUGCAUCACGCAGUGCGACGCAGAGUCCACCGAAUCGCUCAAUUCCUUGGAUUGCGUCUAUGGUGAGCUGCAGCCCGCCAGCUUCGAAUGCUUCAGGUCAUGCACCACGGCUCCUGUGGUGAACAACGGCCUCAGCCAUGAAUCCUGCGCUGGCCUGCUUCACGGUGCAGUGUGCGAUUUGCAAUGUGCAGCUAACACUGUGGCAAGUGGCUACCUCUUAUGCAACUUUGGCUUCUUCAUUCACAAGAUUCAGAUGCGCUGCGAGAUAGUUGUGAAAGCCCAGUUGACGAAUGAGGCUGCCUACGCGCUGUUGCCUCAUGCUGAGAGUGAGCUGCCGAGAUGGAACACUGGACCCUCCCAGCUGCCUGCCUAG
Durusdinium trenchii is the source of this 2700-nucleotide messenger RNA. Lineage: Eukaryota; Dinophyceae; Suessiales; Symbiodiniaceae. The record is from the annotation of a GenBank genome assembly.